Perca fluviatilis (European perch) is the source of this 1952-nucleotide messenger RNA. It is a transcript of the gene mkrn4, whose product is annotated as makorin, ring finger protein, 4. Bases 67 to 1179 code for a protein of 370 amino acids. Gene Ontology annotation, biological process: protein polyubiquitination. The record is from RefSeq and is a predicted model, not a curated record. NCBI's taxonomy places the organism in Eukaryota, Metazoa, Chordata, Actinopteri, Perciformes, Percidae. The transcript is spliced from 8 exons. Gene Ontology annotation, molecular function: metal ion binding; ubiquitin protein ligase activity.
GUCACGCUCGUUGCUAAGUUGAUUGGUAAAAGGAACCGGCUGACAACUAUUUAGCUAGAUAGUGAGAUGGAGGGUGUUUGGCGGCAUGCUCAAAACACACUGAGGAUGGACCGUAGUGCAAGUAUCUGUAGGCGUUUUAUAAAUGGCUCUUGCAGAUUUGGUCCAAGGUGUAAUUAUCGACAUGAAUGGCCAGUUUUACAGUCAUCCCAAAUAUGUAGGUACUUUCAGAAAGGUGGAUGCUGGUAUGGUGAUCGCUGUAGGUAUCUUCAUGUCCUUCAACCUGAAGUGGCUGCAGGUAGAAGAGGUUCAGUGCCUACGGUUUCCUCCUCCCGUGUUGUUUAUGCUCUGCCUGACAGAAGAGGCUCAGAACCUGCUUUUCUGCAGGCUCAGGUGAUGUCUACGCAGGAAUGCAGCAGAUCACAAUUGGCGGAUAAUAUCUUAUAUCCUCAACGCAACAUUGGGCGCCUGGCAACAGAUAUUGCUGAGGAACAAUCACAAGAUAUGAACACUCCCCGCACUGCUUCUUGGGAGUCGGUCCAGAGCUCAGAAGUUGCUCAAGCAUGUGAUGGAAGAAAUGAGCAGGAGAUUUCUUCCAGUCAGACGACAGAGGAUGGUGCUGCAGCCUCUAGUACCCAGGGGAAUAUAGAGGAAAUUGAGGCCUUCCUCCAGAGUAAAAAUGUGACUUGUGGCAUCUGCAUGGACAAGGUGUAUGAAAAGAUGGAUCCAAGAAACCACAUUUUUGGAAUCUUGCCAAACUGCAAUCACGCCUUCUGUUUACAGUGCAUCAUGACUUGGAGGAAAACAAAAGACCUCGGGCCGGAUGUGGUAAAGAGCUGCCCACAGUGCAGAGUGAGGUCUGCCUUUUAUGUGCCUAACAGACACUGGGUUGAAGGACAAGCAAAGGAAAGGCUAAUAGCUGCCUUCAAAGAGAAAUUCAGUAAGAGAAGAUGCAGUUACUAUACCCGAUACAGAUGCUGCCCUUUCAAAACGGAGUGCCUUUAUCGGCAUGACAAACAUGCACGUCGCAGUUCAUUUCCGUAUGAUACAGAAGAUGAAGACUACGAUGGUGUAGAUCUGCUUAAUCUUUUCAUAGCCAUGACCCUUAUCGGUGACGACGAUGACGAUGACGAUGACGACUUUGGCUUUCCUUUUUAUCCAUCUGAUGAGUAUGGUUUCUGAAGAGCAUGGUUCCUGAGCUUUUUCAUUCUUUAUUGUCAGUGACUCGAUCCACUGAAUGGGGUCUUUAUUUAAAUUGGCCCCAGAAGAACACAUGGCUGUGUUUUGACCCUUCUGUCGGUAUUGAAACCUCUUCAUAAGUAGCUGUGAUCAAGAUCCGGGAUGUCCACCAUGCACAAUGGAGGGCCCAGUGUUUUGGGGUUUUAAAUUGCAGUCAGACUACAGCUGGUGAUUUUAACUGACAAGCACUCUUUCAACCAGAGAGGAGCUAACAUGUGAAAUCACCUGCUACAGUCUGUUUGGAAUUGAGGACAUGUACACUUUGCUCUCUGCGGCACAUGGUUUGUUGCUCCAGUUCUAAUAUGUAAGCAUCCCAGAUGUGAUGCAUCUUUAAUCCGUCUAAUGAUCUUGUGGUUAAUCUGUGGCCAUCUAGUUUUGCAUUUAUUACACUCCAGUGGCCAUAGUUCUUUAAACAUGAUUGUUAAUUUUCCCUUUACCUAUGAUUUAAUGGGAGUGCUCAAUUCUGACUUCUCUGAGCAAUUUGCACCAUUUUGAUAUUUUAAAGUGUUGUGUGGAUGGUAGUUUUAAUUGUCUAUAGAUGAAAAGUAUGCUGUACCCUUCUUGCUAAUGUCUACUACUUAUGAUACCUGCCUCAAGUGAUAGUCAUGAGACCCUUUUUUUCUAGUUUUGGCAAGAAUAUGGAAUGUAUAAGAUUUUAUUUCUUUUUUAACAAGUUGUACUUGUACACAGAAAAUAAAACAUUGCUUCACACUCUG